This is a messenger RNA of Pelodiscus sinensis (Chinese soft-shelled turtle), 3231 nucleotides long. It is a transcript of the gene FAABTP, whose product is annotated as fatty acid amide binding transmembrane protein. Gene Ontology annotation, cellular component: membrane. The record is from RefSeq and is a predicted model, not a curated record. Lineage: Eukaryota; Metazoa; Chordata; Testudines; Trionychidae.
UCGCGCCCGGCGGCCGGGGCAGGCCAGCGAGCCCGCCGGGCUGAGGGGGGCACUGACGCGGGCCUGGAGACUCAGUCGUCGCUGUCCGCAGUGAUUGUCCUCUGAAUGCCCAUGCCACAGCCACGGGAGGACUGCUACAAAGAAUAUAUCAAAAUGAUGACAAAUAUUGUCAUUUUGAGCUUGCUUAUUUGUAUUUCGUUAUCUUUCUGGAUUGUGUCCAUGACCGCAAGUACGUACUAUGGUACUUUACGGCCUAUUUCUCCAUGGCGUUGGCUUUUUUCAGUUGUGGUUCCACUAAUGAUUGCUUCACGAGCCUUUAAGAAAAAAAGUCUGGAUCACAGUGGAGCUUUAGGGGGAUUAGUGGUUGGGUUUAUCCUAUCUGUUGCAAAUUUCAGCUUCUUCACUGCCCUGCUCAUGUUUUUUCUUACUUCUUCAAAACUUACUAAAUGGAAAGAAGAUGUAAAGAAGCAGAUAGAUUCAGAAUUCAAAGAAGGUGGGCAGAGGAAUUGGGUGCAAGUAUUCUGUAAUGGUGGUGUCCCUACGGAGCUAGCUCUUCUGUAUAUGAUAGAAAAUGGACCAGGUGAAAUUCCAAUAGAUUUUUCCAAGCAGUACACUGCAUCGUGGAUGUGUUUAUCCCUUUUGGGAGCUCUGGCCUGCUCUGCUGGUGAUACCUGGUCUUCAGAGAUUGGCAGUGUCUGGAGUAAAAGUGAGCCAAGGUUAAUAACAACCUGGGAAAAGGUGCCAAUAGGUACUCAUGGAGGUGUUACAUUAGUGGGCCUAAUUUCAAGUCUCAUUGGUGGCAUGUUAGUAGGUGUGGCUUACUUUAUCACUCAACUUGUUUUUGUGAGUGAUCUGGAUAUAUCUGCUCCUCAGUGGCCAAUUGUUGUGUUUGGUGCAAUGGCUGGUUUACUGGGAUCGAUUAUUGACUCCUAUUUAGGAGCUACAAUGCAAUACACUGGUUAUGACAAGCGUAUUGGCAUGGUUGUCAACCACCAAACAAAAGACUCAAAGCACAUAUCUGGAAAACCUAUACUGGACAACAAUGCAGUGAACCUCUUUUCUUCUGUAGUCAUUGCUUUAUUACUUCCUGGUGUGGCAUGGGGUUUCUGGCCAAGAGGGUGAAACUUCUUAAAUCUUUUCAUACAUAGUUCAAAUGCACUUAAUGUGAAUCAAAGGUUUCUUCUCAAAGCACCGUUUUUACCUUGCUUGAGGGAGUGAGUCCUUUGUAUCCUUUGCAAAGCCAGAAGGAUUCACCAUCUUAACUUCCUUAGCCUGUAUGUUUCAUGGGCAAAUACCAUCUUUCUGGGUAUUGAGGACCAAAUGAGGCUCUGCUAAUAACCUGUCAGUGCUAUUCCUUAAAUGGACACACAUCGUCACCGGGCAACAAAGUAUUUUCCCCUCUGAAGCUUCAUGCUUGGACUCCAAAUAAUUUCCAGCCCCUCAUAGAAGAAGGGGGGGGGGGAAGCGGGAUGAGAAAAUACAACUAGAAAUCAAACCUGGAUCUGCCAUACAACCAACACUGUUCACUGAGCCACACACAAAAUACUGUAUAUUUUCUGUAAUGUAGAUCACAGAAGUAUUGAUGAAAUCACUGAAUUCUAGUUUGGUGUAUAUUUCUCAUUGUCUUGGACAAUAUUGCAGAAUGAAUAUUCAUGGAAGUCUUUAAAAAAUUGUUCUUUAAUGAGCAUUGUUGCCUUUUCCAUGCUUUUGAUGAUGGGUAAGAAAAAGUGACACUAACAAUAUCGCAGGCAUAUGGCUAAAUUUAAAAUCAAAACUAACCUUUUUUCAAUAAGCAAAACAGUUUUCUGACUUUGUUUUCUGAAAGUCUUCCUUUUUAUGAAAUAGAAAUAUGCAGCUUACAUAAUAAGCAGCAUCAUAAGGUACUUAUUAGAUUAAAUUACUGAUAUCUAAAAGUAAAGUAACAAUUUUUUAAUUCAUAAAUCAACUGUUUAGAAAAGAUGUAGCUUGUUCUGUAACUGUGGAAUUACUCUUCAAUAGUCUGAGUUUAAUGGUAGCACGUUCACCAACUGGAGAUGGUCAUGUUCCUUUUCAGUAAUACUCCCUUUUUUGUUUUAGAAAUUACCGUUCACUGGAGAUGUUAAGGUGUUGGGGCCUUUAUUGUUGAUAAACUAUUACAAGAUUUUCACUUUUGUCAAAAAAUGACAGGCUAAAAUUUCAGUAAACAGUUUUAAGUUAUUAUAUAGGAUCAGAUCCUGCAACUGGAUUGCAUGUGUGUACUCUUGUGGUCAUGCAGAAAUUUUCCAACUGGAUCCACUUGCAGAAUGUGACCCAUAAAAAAAAUCCAUCCAGUUUGAGAGUGAAUAUCAGUUCCAGUGAUUAUCCCCAGUUUUAAGCAUGGGAAACUUGGCAGAACCUAAGUAUGACCACUGCACCUUAAUGUUCUUGUUAAAGAGCACUGUAACAUGAAAGGCGUAUGUGCCCUUAUUAUAUUUAACUGUAAAUAAACCUACUUUACUUUAUAAUUUUGUUAGGAUUUUGUGCUAGCACAUUUUUUAUGUUAAUGCCAUUAGACAUUAGAGUGGGGGGACAAUAAUUUUUAAAAGAGGUCCACUUUCUUAAGUGGCCCCGGGCCACCCAGGAAAGGGCAGAGCCAGGGCCAGGAGCUUUCUUGUGCUCCUCCCCUUGACUGUGAUUGGCCUGGAGUGGGGGAGCAUGUGAGUCCCUCUCCCCAUUACCUAGAGAGAAUCGCCAGCUGAUUUAAAACAGGUGGUGGUUCCCUCUAGGUGCUGCAAUGGGAGGAGACCUUGCAUGCUCCCCAUGUGCCCAGCCCAGUCUGGGCCUGGGGACAGGGGAGCACGUAAAAUCUCUCACUCCCUGCUCCUGCCCUGCCAAAGGCGCGUGGCAGCUAAAGAGAGCCACUGACUGUUAUAAAACAGCUGGCGAUUCCCUCUGUUGCAGUGCGCCCCUGGAACGUGAGCUCCCCCGUCCUCAGGUCAGUCAGGACCUGGGGUGUGGUGGAGUUUGAGGUCUCUUACCCCCUGCCUUCAAGGGCCAUGUGAUAGCUAGAGAGAAACACCAGCUAUUUUAAAGCUGCUGGUGUUUCUUGCUAGCUGCCAUGUGCCCUUGGCGGGGGGAAGAGACUUUGCAUGCCCCCAGUCUCAACUGGCCCAGAGGUGGGGAAGCGACAGGGCAGCUGCAGGCCAGACCCACCAGCUGGUGGACCAGAUCCGGCCCACGGGCGGCCCCUUUGCUCACCCCUUCAUUAGAGGA